UUGCCGCCAUUACGAGCCGAGCGUGGCCGAGCUUGGCCGACGAUGGCCGAGCGACACGCGGCCGGCUCGUGGCACACUGGAUGGCGCGGUAACAAAGUGGCCUACAUGCCAGUCGCGGUGGGCUCGCUCGGCGAGGGCGAGUACCGCGAGUACCACCACCACUCGCCCCUCCAUCACCACAACCACCAGCCCCACCACCAGCCCCAGUAUGAUUACGGUGCUAUAUACCACCCGAUGCCGGAACCGUACUUUAGGAGGCAUGCUCCGUACUUCGGACAACCAGAUUACAGAGUAUAUGAACUCAACAAGAGAUUACAACAGAGAACUGAGGAUUCGGACAACUUGUGGUGGGAUGCCUUCGCCACUGAGUUCUUCGAAGAUGACGCGACGCUCACACUCACCUUCUGUUUAGAAGACGGACCCAAGAGAUACACGAUAGGCAGGACGUUAAUACCUCGCUACUUCCGUAGUAUAUACGAGGGUGGUGUCUCCGAGCUGUACUACACCAUGAGGCAGCCCAAGGAGUCCUUCCACAACACCAGCAUCACCCUCGACUGUGACCACUGCACCAUGGUCACGCACCAUGGGAAACCCAUGUUCACUAAGGUCUGCACUGAAGGUCGAUUAAUCCUGGAGUUCACCUUCGAUGAUCUGAUGCGCAUCAAGUCCUGGCACAUGGCUGUCCGAGCGCAUCGCGAGCUCAUCCCGCGCCAGGCAGUGCAUCCGCCGGAUCAUGCGGCCUUGGAUCAGCUAGCCAAGAAUAUUACUAGACAAGGGAUCACUAACUCCACACUUAAUUAUCUCAGGCUGUGCGUGAUCCUGGAGCCUAUGCAGGAGCUCAUGUCCCGCCACAAGGCGUACGCGCUCUCACCGCGGGACUGUCUCAAGACGACGCUGUUCCAGAAGUGGCAGAGGAUGGUCGCACCGCCUGAAUCCCAGAGGCCGGCCAGUAAGAGACGUAAACGUAAAGGCAGCGCGGGAGCAAACGCCGCUCCACCCGCGCCCGCCAAGAAAAGAUCACCCGGACCUAACUUUAGUCUCGCCUCACAGGACGUGAUGGUAGUAGGCGAACCUUCCCUAAUGGGCGGUGAAUUCGGUGACGAGGACGAGCGACUGAUCACAAGACUAGAGAACACGCAGUACGAAGGAGACGACUGGCCCGCGCCGCCGCCCGCCUCGCCCGCCAAGACGCCGCCCUCCAACCACUGA
This is a messenger RNA of Danaus chrysippus (African queen), 1209 nucleotides long. NCBI's taxonomy places the organism in Eukaryota, Metazoa, Arthropoda, Insecta, Lepidoptera, Nymphalidae. The record is from the annotation of a GenBank genome assembly.